This is a messenger RNA of Salvia splendens (bonfire salvia), 1369 nucleotides long. RefSeq lists its product as uncharacterized. The coding region runs from base 272 to 1156 and encodes 294 amino acids. The record is from RefSeq and is a predicted model, not a curated record. The transcript has a single exon. Lineage: Eukaryota; Viridiplantae; Streptophyta; Magnoliopsida; Lamiales; Lamiaceae.
UUGUUCAGCCCGAGCUUUUACUGUAUCCACUCAUCUGCAGUUUGCAGGUAGCAGGCGUAUGUAGGCUGGCUUGAUCAGUUCGGCGAUCCAACUUGAGCAGUCCACAACGACACAAAUACAAGAGAAGAGCGGGCAUUCAGAAAACAGCCUUUCAUAUAUAUAUAUAGAUGGAUCACGGGCAAAAAAAAAUACUAAUACUUGCAUUCUUCACUAUAUUUCCAUUUCCUCACCCCCUCUCUCUCUAUUGAACACACACACAAUUCUCUCAGUGAUGAAUCCAAGAAAGCCAAAUCCGGCACCUUCCCUAAAACUCAUCGUCUACGGCAUGCCCCUCCUCUUCCUCCUCCUCACCAUCGCCUCCAUGUUCAAGCACAAACCCUACACCACCACCACCACCACCCUCACCUCUCUCCGCCCCCACUGCAACGCCCCCUCGAGCAUCAUCAGCCAGCUGGAGCCCCUGAUCGCCGAGGAGCCGCUGGACGUAUGGGAGGGCCUGGGCAAGGAGGAGAGCCACAUCAGAUACCUCCCCUCCCUGACCGACCUCUCCCGCAGCCGCCGCUUCAUCUACGUCGACCUCGGCGCCCGCGACUACGACUCCAGCAUCGGCAGCUGGUUCGCGAAGCAGUACCCGAAGCAGAACCGGACGUUCGAGAUCUACGCGGUUGAGGCGGACGCGUCGUUCCACGCGCAGUACCGGGCGCGUCGGGGAGUCACGCUGCUGCCGUACGCGGCGUGGGUGAGGAACGAGACGGUGGUGUUCGGGAGCAGGCCGAUCGUGGUGGGCAGCAAGGUGUGGCGGAUGCGGCCGUUCGGGAGGAUCGAGGGGGAGCAGGCGGCGGCGGACGGGAUGUCCGCGGUGGUGCGGGUGGCGGCGUUUGACUUCGUGGAAUGGCUGACGAGGAACGUGGCGGAGGAGGACUUCGUGGUGGUGAAGAUGGACGUGGAGGGGACGGAGAUCGAGCUGGUCAGGGAUUUGGUGAAGCGGGGCGCUAUGUGCCUGAUCGACGAGCUGUUCAUGGAGUGCCACUUCGACCGCUACGUCAAGUGCUGCUCCGGCGAGAGGAUUAAUAGGUUUAAUUUCUCGUAUCCUCAGUGUUAUCGUUUGUUCAAGGAGCUCAGGGAUAUGGGCUCUGUUGUGCAUCAGUGGUGGUGAGAUCUGCUCCGGCCUGGCCCGGGCGGCCUUUAUCUUAUUUUUCCGGACUCCGGUAAUUUUCAAAUAAUCGGCUCCACCGCGGUUAUGGAUAUUUAUCAAUUUUCAUUAAUUUUGUUAGAUGAUUUAGUGUUAUUGCAAUAACUAACUUCGUUCUCACAUUUACCUCGUGCAUUCUUUUAUUCUGUAUUUAUGAAUAAGAGUCUUAUUUAGUUA